Sclerotinia borealis F-4128 is the source of this 933-nucleotide messenger RNA. NCBI's taxonomy places the organism in Eukaryota, Fungi, Ascomycota, Leotiomycetes, Helotiales, Sclerotiniaceae. The record is from the annotation of a GenBank genome assembly.
AUGGCUUCCAAGCAAACUCAAAACCAAGACAUCAGUCUGCAGACUGUUAAACAACCACAGCAUAGUAUCCUCGAAAGAAUGCCAUUGGAACUCAGAGAAAAGAUAUUUGGCCAUUGUGGCAAAGACACAUUUUAUUCAGGCGGCCAGGGUCCAGCUCUAUUGCAAGCACUUCGAGGUCAACCACGCGCUUACGCACACGCGUUGAAAAUCUUCGAGAGACUGAACAGUUACGAACUUGAUGUGGUCACCCCCGUCCAGAUGAAAGAUAUAUUGGCAAAGAACGAGACGGGCCUAGAGGAGAAACCUACUCUGAAGCUCAUUUUGCGUGGCCUGUACGGCACGGAGCAAACAUACUUUGGUAACUUUUGGAUUUCCCAUCCUAGAAGAGUCAUGGGCUUUGUAAUCGACCGAGUACGCAAGGCCAGUUGUAUUCAAGGUUUCGACCUUGAAUACGAAACCUGCCCUCCAACCCUUCGCAGCUCCCGCGUAUUUCGUUGCGAAGAUAACGAAAGGGAUUGGAUGUUCCUCAAAAACAUUCUUUCUCUCGUUCCCUACCGAAAGCUCACUAAAGCCAUUGUUCAAUUACCCAAUCCAAAAAGUUGGCAGAUAGAAUAUCCUAGGAGGUCGCCCGCAGAAAAUCGAGCGAGACGAGAUGCGGUGGCAAUGGCAGUGAUUGAUUGUAUCAAUAGGAAAUUGGGUAUUCAAGGCCUCCUUGUCGGCAAACCAGGUAAUAAUUACGGCGGCUUUUGCCUAUGGGAGGCUCCUAGAGGACAAUACAUGGAUUGGUCUCAGGAUUUGAUAGAACCAUGGGCUUUAUCGGGUGGUUACGGGAAUAACUUUUUCCAGUCCGAGAUCAACUUUUUGGAGCUUCAGGAGAGGGAUGGAUGCUUUUCCAUGGUCCAUCCACAUGAGAAGAGUUUAUCGGACAAUUAA